Messenger RNA from Prorocentrum cordatum, 1543 nucleotides. The record is from the annotation of a GenBank genome assembly. NCBI's taxonomy places the organism in Eukaryota, Dinophyceae, Prorocentrales, Prorocentraceae.
GUUGGGGAGAUCAUGAGCUGAGUGGAUUGUGAGAAGACUAGCGUGCCCGCCGAGCUUUGCAGAAAUAUUGUUUUUCCGAGGCAGCCACCCUCGGAGCCUCAGUGGGUGGGCAAGGCGACGGCUCAUGAUAUUACUUACUGUUGCUCUUCUGAAGCCAGUAGAGUGCUUGGGUCCGCAACUCCAUCUCCGAGUAGCAUUGCGCAUUCACGCUUCGCGCCUUCAUAGCUGUUGACUCAAGCCGAUUGCGCUCCAGCGAAUCCUUGUGUGGUGUUGUCAAACCUAGAGAGUCCGUAGCGCCGGUCCCUGAGAGCGAUGCGGCGUACAAGUGCCCUCUUGCUCCUGUUCGCUGAUAACCUUGGUUGCGGUGAAUCCGCACGGCUGUCCUCCGAAUAUGACUCUGCAUCGCGUUCCGACGCGGCGGUCAGUCUUGCCAGAGACAGUGGGGAGUGGAAGAUGUGCAACCCUUGGUCUAGUGAAGACACUCGCAUGUAUUACUUCCAGUCCGUGGAGGAGGACGGCGAUCCCACGGCCAUCUCGUUCUUGCGCGACAAAAAUGAUCCGACACUGUAUUUUUACAAGCACACAGAGUGGACCGCGAAGUACGAGAGGUAUUACGUUGGGGCUGGCAGCGACGGAUUCGCGAAGAAGUACCGGUCUCAAUGGCAGCCUGCCGUCCCUUUGGGCGCUAAGAAGCCGCAUGAAGUCGCGACUAUACAUUUGGGAGCACAGUCUUUGGAGUACGUUCGGUGCGUUCCCGUGUCCACCCCAGAUGGGUCCAAGUCCUGUCUGCUCGAGAUUAAGAGCCAGGGCGUGAAGAACGAGUUCUUUGGGGGCAUGUUCUUCCCCGACUCCCUGGCCAGGCAGGCGCUCCGACACUUCAAGAACGGCAAAGCUGGUCAGUCGCUUCUGGCUCCAAUUCCCAAUUGCACCACGCAGAGUUUCUACGUCAACGUUCAAAAGGGCAAGGAGCAAGAGACCAGUUGCCAAUUGCGCGUCGCCGCAACCGUUGAAGCCGCUUUUCAGGAUAGCAGCUUUGACUCCAGCGACUGGAAGUUCAACGAUGGCCGGAACGUGAAAGUCUAUGCAAGCAUGGGCGGCGGGUUUAUGAUCGGCAUGGUCGCAGGAGGUCCUAUCGGCGCGCUGAUAGGGGCAGGGAUCACCGGCGCCACGGUGGGAGUGGGAGCUUUAUACAAGUACCUCAUGGGGCAGAAAGACAUUGCUCUGAGCGCGAGCGAGAAGAUCUUCGAGAAGCUCCGCUGCAUGAGCAUGUUCUCUACGUGCGGCAACGGCGCGCUGGUGCCGAAAGGGAAGCCGUGCCCAUUGUUCUGAGUGCGGCGCCUGCGCGGCAGAUUCGAAGAAACUACAGUAGAAACCGGGAGUAAGGAUGGCCAACCUUCCCAAGGGUACCCCUGCAUCUUUGCCUCUUCGAUCCGUCCUCAGCCCUUUUCGAAGGCCAGACCCUCUCAUUAUAGAUGGAGUGCAGUAUCCCCAAACAGGGUUUUUAGACCCACUGCGGUUUCCAAGGUCGAGUGCGUGCCCGUCC